AUGGGCCGAGGCUCCGGCAGCUCGGAGCUGGGGAUGGCCGUGCUGCCCGGCCGCUGUCCCGACUGCCCGGGAGCGGAGCGGGGUCCCGGGGGCGCCCCCGCCGUGCCCCAGCUCGGCAUCGCGGUGGACGAGAGGGACGUGCUGCCCGGGGCGAUGCGGCUCAUGCGGGAGCUCAGACCCGACUGGGAGCCGGCGAGGGUCAAGACCAAGCUCUUUACUGAUGGCAUCACCAACAAGCUGGUGGCCUGCUACACGGACGAGGCCAUGGCAGACGCGGUGCUGGUGCGUGUGUACGGCAGGAGGACGGAGCUGCUCGUGGACAGGGAGACAGAGCUGAGGAACUUCCAGGUGCUGCAUGCCCAUGGCUGUGCCCCUGACCUCUACUGUGCCUUCCAGAACGGGCUCUGCUACCAGUUCCUGCCAGGCAUCGCCCUGGGGCCCGACCACGUGCGAGACCCCCACAUCUUCAGGCUGGUGGCCCAGGAGAUGGCCAGGGUACAUGCCAUCCACGCCAAUGGGAGCCUCCCCAAGCCCAUCCUCUGGCAGAAGCUGCACAAAUACCUCACCCUAGUGAAGAUGGAUCUCAGCCCAAAGGUAUCCAACCCCAGCCUGCAGCAGGAUGUGCCCAGCCUGGAGAUGCUUGAGCAGGAGCUUGCCUGGAUGAAGGAAACACUGUCCCAGCUGGGAUCCCCCAUUGUGCUGUGCCACAACGACUUGCUCUGCAAGAACAUCAUCUAUGACAGGACACGAGAGCACGUUCGCUUCAUAGACUACGAGUACACUGGCUACAACUACCAGGCUUUUGACAUUGGAAACCACUUCAAUGAGUUUGCAGGUGUGAAGGAGGUGGAUUAUCACCUCUACCCCAGCAAGGAGACUCAGCUGCAGUGGCUGCACUCCUACCUGCACACCUACAAACAGCUCACCCAGGGGGACCCAGGAGGGACAGAGGUGUCUGAGGAGGAGCUGGAAACUCUCUACAUCCAAGUGAACAAGUUUUCUUUGGCAUCCCAUUUCCUCUGGGCAUGCUGGGGCCUGAUCCAGGAUAAAUACUCUACCAUAGACUUUAACUUCUUAAGAUAUGCAAAGCUAAGGUUUAAACAGUACUUCAAGAUGAAACCAGUGGUCACAGCCCUGCAGAGCCUGAAAUAG
Molecule: messenger RNA, 1152 nt
Organism: Colius striatus (speckled mousebird)
Lineage: Eukaryota; Metazoa; Chordata; Aves; Coliiformes; Coliidae
Gene: ETNK2
Product: ethanolamine kinase 2
Exons: 8
Coding region: 1-1152 (383 amino acids)
Biological process (GO): phosphatidylethanolamine biosynthetic process
Cellular component (GO): cytoplasm
Molecular function (GO): ethanolamine kinase activity
Source: RefSeq, a predicted model, not a curated record